AUGCGGCUUCCCUACGCCCCCAACACCCCACCAAGCGAUGCGCCCGCCGACACAGCCGACAUCUACGCUCGCAUCGCUGCGCGUCGCAACCCUCGUCCGUUGAUUCCUCUGGAUCUAUCCUUGCUACACAGCCCACCUGUCGCAGAUGGCUGGAAUAGCUUUAUCGGCGCAAUCCGUACCCGCACCAUCGUCGACUCCGGCACCAUGGAACUCGCCGUGUGCCGUGUCGCGGUGUUGACCGACGCGGUGUAUGAAUGGAAUGCCCACGCACCACUGGCGCUCAAAGGUGGUAUCAAACCCGAGGAACUACACGCUUGCCGUACAAUCCCAUCGACCACGGAGGGUGACCUCACUGAACUCGAGAGCAGCCCGCUUACACCACAACAACGGGCCGUUUUGCGAUAUACCGAUCAGAUGACUUUGAAGAUCAAAGUUCAAGAUGAAGUUUUCGCACAGCUUAAGACCGUUGGGUUCAAUGAUCGAGAGAUUGUCGAGCUCACUACUGGGAUUGCUGGGUACAAUUGUGUGAGUCGGGUUUUGGUCGCUCUUGACGUGGGCGAAAACAAUGCUCGGGAGAUGAAGAGUGUGGAUCAAUUAGUUGCUGAGCUGAAGUGA
Messenger RNA from Penicillium odoratum, 615 nucleotides. Its product is annotated as carboxymuconolactone decarboxylase family protein. NCBI's taxonomy places the organism in Eukaryota, Fungi, Ascomycota, Eurotiomycetes, Eurotiales, Aspergillaceae. The transcript has a single exon. The record is from RefSeq and is a predicted model, not a curated record. Gene Ontology annotation, molecular function: peroxiredoxin activity. The coding region runs from base 1 to 615 and encodes 204 amino acids.